This is a messenger RNA of Trichomonas vaginalis G3, 372 nucleotides long. RefSeq names its product SLEI family protein family. NCBI's taxonomy places the organism in Eukaryota, Parabasalia, Trichomonadida, Trichomonadidae. The record is from RefSeq and is a predicted model, not a curated record. The transcript has a single exon. Bases 1 to 372 code for a protein of 123 amino acids.
AUGCUUCCUCUCUUCAACAAAGUACUUCCUCUCUUGAUCAAGGUGCUUCCUCUCUUCAUCAAGAUGCUUCCUCUCUUCAUCAAGAUGCUUCCUCUCUUCGACAAAGUGAUUCCUCUCUUCUUCAAAGUGCUUCCUCUCUUGAUCAAGGUGCUUCCUCUCUUCAUCAAGAUGCUUCCUCUCUUCAACAAAGUACUUCCUCUCUUGAUCAAGAUGCUUCCUCUCUUCAUCAAGAUGCUUCCUCUCUUCAUCAAGAUGCUUUCUCUCUUCAACAAAGUGCUUCCUCUCUUCUUCAAAGUACUUCCUCUCUUCAUCAAGAUGCUUCCUCACUCCAUCAUGCAGCUUCCUCUCUUGAUCAUGCAGCUUCCUCUCUAA